AUCAAUACUGGCGUAGGUUGUCAAUUGCUUUUAAGGAUUAACAAGAGUUUGAGAGUGGGUGGAUUGGUUAGUUGGGUGGCCCCGUCCUUUUCGUGUACUUCACUUGUUAAAAAAUUUCAGUUGGGGUUUUAAGUGGUACAAGUGAUAGAUGGUCGUGUUUAUAAAUGAGGAGGGUCUUAGCUUUGUGCUGCAAUCGUCUUAAGCAUAAGCAAAACCAAACCCAGAAGGAGAACAAUCCUCAGAGAUCAGAAGAAGCCAUGGAGAACUUGAAGAUUGAAAAUGCCGCCGACGAUUCAAAGAAUGUGAACCGAGAUAUGGUAAAUUCUAGUAGUCAAGGUACAAAUAUCAUAGUGAACCAUGAUUUCUGUGGAGGGUUGCAAUCCUGGCACCCCAAUUGCUGUGAGGGCUAUGUAGUUUCAGCUGAUUCUGUCCACCAACAAGCAAAUUCGGGUGGAAACUACGCGGUUGUUACCAAUCGGAAAGAAUGCUGGCAGGGAUUGGAGCAGAAUAUCACUGGGAGAGUGUCCCCUGGUUCGACUUACUUGGUUUCGGCUUCUGUUGGGGUCUCGGGACCUCUCCAGGGAUGUGUUGAUGUUCUGGCAACAGUGAAAAUGGAAUGCAAAGGUUCUGAAACUAAGUAUUCUCUGGUGGGGAGAAGUUCUGUAUCAACUGGGAAAUGGGAAAAGUUGGAAGGCAAAUUUACACUGUCAACAAUGCCUGACAAGGCUGUGUUUUACUUGGAAGGGCCUUCUCCUGAAAUUGACUUGCUUAUACAAUCUGUAGUGAUAUCUUGUUCUAGUCCAAAGGAACGGCGGCAGGGAAAUGUUAGUCCUGGAGAUGAAGAUGUAGUCCUAAACCCAAACUUUGAGGAUGGCUUGAGUAAUUGGACCGGAAGAAGCUGCAAAGUUGUUUUACAUGACUCGAUGGGAGAUGGAAAAAUCGUCCCUCAGUCUGGAAAAGUUUUUGCUGCUGCAACAGAACGCACACAGAAUUGGAAUGGCAUUCAGCAGGAUAUUACUGGGAGAGUGCAGCGCAAGCUAGCUUACGAGGCUACCGCUGUUGUCCGCAUAUUUGGUAACAAUGUGACUAGUUCUGUUGUGCGUGCUACCUUAUGGGUGCAGUCACCGAAUGGUCGUGAACAGUAUAUUGGCAUUUCUAAUAUACAGGCAACAGACAAGGAUUGGGCACAGUUGAAGGGGAAAUUUCUCUUAAACGGAUCCCCAUCCAAAGUAGUCAUAUAUUUAGAAGGUCCACCAGCAGGAACCGAUAUUCUUGUCAACAGUAUCGUUGUCAAGCACGCAGAGAAAGCCCCUCCUUCCUCUCCACCAGAUAUCGAGAAUCCUGGUUUUGGAGUAAAUAUAAUUGAUAACAGCAAUCUAAGUAAUGGCACCAAUGGGUGGUUUCCUCUUGGUAAUUGCACUUUGAGUGUGGGAACUGGUUCACCACAUAUACUUCCUCCAAUGGCGAGAGACAGCCUUGGUGCACAUGAACCUUUAAGUGGUCGCUACAUACUUGUAACCAAGCGCACGCAGACUUGGAUGGGUCCUGCUCAGAUGAUUGGUGACAAAUUGAAACUCUUUUUGACAUAUCAAGUAUCUGCUUGGGUUCGGAUUGGUGCUGGAGCAACUGGUCCACAAAAUGUAAACAUUGCACUUGGUGUGGACAAUCAGUGGGUGAAUGGAGGCCAAGCUGAGGUGGGUGACAACAGAUGGCAUGAAAUUGGUGGUUCCUUUAGAAUUGAGAAACAGCCGGCCAAAGUGAUGGUGUAUAUCCAAGGUCCUGCUCCAGGUGUAGACUUGAUGGUUGCUGGAGUGCAGAUAUUUGCUGUUGACAGACAUGCAAGAUUUAGACACUUGAAGAAGCAGACUGAGAUGAUCCGUAAGCGCGAUGUUGUCUUAAAAUUUUCAGGAUUAGACUUGAGCAGUGGAUAUGGCUUCGUAAAAAUUAAACAAUCACAAAACAGUUUUCCAUUUGGGACGUGCAUAAGCAGGACGAAUAUUGACAAUGAAGAUUUUGUUGAUUUCUUCGUGAAAAACUUCAACUGGUCUGUAUUUGGAAAUGAACUGAAAUGGUAUUGGACUGAACCUCAAAAGGGAAAUUUCAAUUAUAAAGAUGCUGAUGAGAUGGUGGAUUUGUGCAUGAGUCACAACAUUGAUUUGCGUGGCCAUUGUAUCUAUUGGGAAGUGGUGGACACAGUCCAGCAAUGGAUCCGUUCGUUGAGCCAAAAUGACUUGUCAACUGCUGUCCAAAGUCGAGUAACAGACCUUCUCACCCGAUACAAAGGGAAGUUCAGGCACUAUGAUGUCAAUAAUGAAAUGCUGCAUGGUUCAUUUUAUCAGGACAAAUUGGGUAAAAAUAUCAGAGCCAACAUGUUCAAGACGGCAAACCAACUGGAUCCAUCUGCACUCCUAUUUGUGAAUGAUUAUCACGUCGAGGAUGGUUGUGAUACCAGAUCAUCACCAGAAAAGUACAUUGAACAGAUCCUUGAUUUGCAACUACAAGGUGCUCCAGUUGGUGGGAUUGGAAUUCAAGGACAUAUUGAUAGUCCAGUAGGUCCAAUUGUUUGUUCUGCUCUUGAUAAAUUGGGCAUCCUUGGCCUUCCGAUCUGGUUCACAGAACUUGACGUCUCAUCCAGCAACGAAUGUGUUCGUGCAGAUGACUUGGAGGUAAUGCUUAGAGAAGCAUUUGCCAAUCCCUCAGUAGAAGGCGUAGUCAUGUGGGGUUUCUGGGAGCUGUUCAUGAGCCGUGAAAAUUCGCAUCUAGUGAAUGCCGAAGGGGACAUCAACGAAGCUGGAAAGCGUUACUUGCAACUCAAGCAAGAGUGGCUCUCCCAUGCUCAUGGACACAUUGACGAACAGGGACAGUUCAGGUUUAGAGGCUUCCAUGGAACAUACACUAUAGAGAUCGUUACCGCGUCUAAGAAAGUUCAAAAGACAUUUGUGGUCGACAAGGGCGAUGACUCCCCAUUUGAGGUCUCCAUUGCUCUAUAACUCUGCUGCUUCAAUCUCUUCCAUUCUUUUCAAGCAAGGGUUGCAUCAAUACACUACCUCAUUCACUUGUAUGUAUAUUUCCGAUCACUGAAAUAAUACCAUAUCUUUUGAAUUACUAUGGGCCAAGCCCACCAAGG
Messenger RNA from Argentina anserina (silverweed cinquefoil), 3127 nucleotides. RefSeq names its product endo-1,4-beta-xylanase 1-like. The coding region runs from base 165 to 2990 and encodes 941 amino acids. Gene Ontology annotation, biological process: carbohydrate metabolic process. Lineage: Eukaryota; Viridiplantae; Streptophyta; Magnoliopsida; Rosales; Rosaceae. The transcript is spliced from 8 exons. The record is from RefSeq and is a predicted model, not a curated record. Gene Ontology annotation, molecular function: hydrolase activity, hydrolyzing O-glycosyl compounds.